AAACAAUAGACAGGAAGACAGGACAAGGAAAUGUUGAGACAGGCUGGGAUGUCUUAGGUUUAACAUACAGUGUUCAGUGGCCACUUCACAUAUUCUUUACUCCUGUUAUCUUAGAAAAGUAAGUCACUGAUGGUUUUUUAAGUUUACAGAACACAAAAAAACAGAAAAUAUAUGAUGUCAUUAUUCAUAAAAUACUAUGGAAUGUGGCUGUAUUCUUGUCUACUAAAAAAAUAUAGAAUGUCUUUGAAUAAAUGAACUCUUCAUCCUCAGAUACAAUAGGGUUUUUAGCUUCCUUCUAGCUGUACGGCGGACACAGUUAGAUCUCCAGCACUGUUGGAGUUUACAAAUGUACAACAAGGCAGCAUUCGUGUCACCUGCAGCCAGUGUUACCUGGCAACUCCGGACACAUAUGGCCUUUCUAGUCGAUAAUUUACAAUACUACCUGCAGGUUGGUCAUUCAUAGAUAGUAAUAAAUCAAAUUUAAAAUGAUAACAUUUUGUUUAACAAAUUUUGUGUGCUAGAACUAGAAUAACAUCAAAGCCAAAUUUUUAUAAAUCAUCUAUUUUAAGGAAGUUACCAACAAUUCCUUGCAUAAAUUACCUCUAUUAAUUAAAUUGUUAAGAUGAUUUUCAAUUAAACUGAGGUGCAGUGAAUAUAUAAAUUUAUAAUUCAAAAAUAGGUACCAACCAAGGCUUUAUUUUAAUUUUUUCAUAACGAUGUUCAUAAAAAUUAUUAUUUUGAAUAAGCUGAUAACAAACCUAUUUCUAAAAAAAAAAAUUUUGCAAAUGGUUUAUUUCUUAGGUGGAUGUAAUUGAAUCUCAUUACAAAAUUUUGUUGGAUAAAAUAAAUUCAACAAAAGAUUUUGAGGCAGUCAAACUGGCACAUGAACGUUUCCUUUCAUCUCUACUGGCCCAAAGUUUUGUUCACAUGAGAACUGUAAGUAGAUCAUUUUUGUCUCAAAUAAGUAAUUCUUUUUAAACUAGUAUGGUCCGAGCCUGUUGCACAAUGAACUUUUCUAGUGCCCAUAAAUAUAAAUAUUUUUUUAAUCUUCUAAUCCUCAAAAAUUGUCAAGUAUACCUUGCACAAGUUUUGAAAAACAAUUAAUUAAGCAUCAUCAUUUCACAUAAAAAAAAUAUUUCUCUGCUGCAAUUUUAAUUUACAAUGACUCCUAAGAAUUCCUGAUCAAAUUUUGUGGCAUCUCUGUUCCAACCAGGUGUUUUCAUGUUUACAAGAGAUUUUGAAACAAUGUUCCUCCUUUUGCCGCCUGCUUGUCACUGCAGAAUCUCCGAUGAAGGACAACGAUUUAGACAAAGUUAAA
Lymnaea stagnalis (great pond snail) is the source of this 1318-nucleotide messenger RNA. NCBI's taxonomy places the organism in Eukaryota, Metazoa, Mollusca, Gastropoda, Lymnaeidae. The record is from the annotation of a GenBank genome assembly.